AUGGACAGCGCCCGCCCCGCCGGUCCCGGGCGCCUGGACGCCGCUGGCUUCUGGCAAGUGUGGCAGCGCUUCGACGCGGACGAAAAAGGCUACAUAGACGAGAAGGAGCUGGAUGCUUUUUUCCGCCACAUGUUGACGAAGCAGGGUACUGACGAUGCCGUCAUGGAUGAAACAGUGCAGAAGUUGAAACAGCAGUUGAUGGCUUCCCAGGGCAUCUCUAAAGAUGUUCGCACACCGAUGAAGGAGCUCGCCAGCAUGUUCUUGUCCGAGGAUGAGAAUUUUCUUCUGCUGUUUCGACGGGAAACUCCCUUGGACAGCAGCGUGGAGUUUAUGCGGGCUGAUAUUCGGAACUUCCUCCGAGAUCUCUUUCUCCACCACGAAAAGGUCAUUUCCGAAGUUAAGCUGGAUGAAUAUACUGACACCAUGAUGAAGAUCUUUGACAGAAACAAAGACGGCCGGUUGGAUCUCAAUGACUUGGCAAGGAUUCUGGCCCUUCAGGAAAACUUCCUUCUCCAAUUUAAGAUGGAUGCCUGUUCCACUGAGGAAAGAAAGAGGGAUUUUGAGAAAAUCUUUGCCCACUAUGAUGUUAGUAAAACCGGAGCUCUGGAAGGCCCCGAGGUGGACGGGUUCGUCAAAGACAUGAUGGAACUGGUCAAGCCCAGCAUCAGCGGGGUGGACCUUGACAAGUUCCGGCAGAUCCUCUUGCGUCACUGCGAUGUGAAUAAGGAUGGCAAAAUUCAGAAGUCUGAGCUGGCUCUGUGCCUUGGCCUGAAAAUCAACGCCUAAAUCCCAAGCGACGUUGCCUUUUGCCUUCGUCUUGUUCCCGUGCUUCUUUCUGCUGGU
Messenger RNA from Echinops telfairi (small Madagascar hedgehog), 843 nucleotides. RefSeq names its product secretagogin, EF-hand calcium binding protein (gene SCGN). The transcript is spliced from 11 exons. Gene Ontology annotation, molecular function: calcium ion binding. Gene Ontology annotation, cellular component: cytosol; dendrite; terminal bouton. Gene Ontology annotation, biological process: regulation of presynaptic cytosolic calcium ion concentration; regulation of long-term synaptic potentiation. NCBI's taxonomy places the organism in Eukaryota, Metazoa, Chordata, Mammalia, Afrosoricida, Tenrecidae. The record is from RefSeq and is a predicted model, not a curated record. Bases 1 to 786 code for a protein of 261 amino acids.